Messenger RNA from Vigna radiata var. radiata (mung bean), 649 nucleotides. Its product is annotated as non-specific lipid-transfer protein 1-like. Gene Ontology annotation, biological process: lipid transport. Lineage: Eukaryota; Viridiplantae; Streptophyta; Magnoliopsida; Fabales; Fabaceae. The transcript is spliced from 2 exons. Gene Ontology annotation, cellular component: membrane. Gene Ontology annotation, molecular function: lipid binding. Bases 72 to 422 code for a protein of 116 amino acids. The record is from RefSeq and is a predicted model, not a curated record.
CAUUUCUCUUCACCACCCACUUUUUCACUUCUCUCCCAUUCUAGAGAAACAUUGUUUCUGUUUCUGCGACCAUGGCCAGCGUGAAGGUUGCAUGCAUUGUUGUAAUGUGCAUGGCUGUGAUGAGUGCAUCUGUGAUGGUGCAGGCCAUUACAUGCAACCAAGUGAAAGUGAGUCUGUUACCGUGCCUAGGUUACCUGAUGAACGGUGGAGAGGCUGCACCAUUGUGCUGUAGCGGAGUAAAGAUCGUUCUGGGUGCUGCUGGCAGCUCCGCUGACAAACAAACCGUGUGCAACUGUCUCAAAGAUGCUGCUGGUAAGUAUAACAUCAAUGAACAGUAUGCUCAGGAACUCCCUGGCGUCUGCAAGGUCAAUGUCCCUUACAAGAUCAGCCGCUCCACCAACUGUGCAGACAUCAGGUUCUGAAAAAGCAAGUAGCUUUCCUAAUUUCUGCGGUGGGAUACUGAGGCAGCAUUGUAGCAGAUACUAUCAGAAUAAUAAAGAGAAAGCGAGUGUGACAGUUGCAUAGUCUUUGUUGGUUUCUCGGCUUCUGUUAUUAUAGUCUUUGUUGUUGGGUGCGAUUUAAUGUAUCUUACUUGAUUGUUGCAUGUAACAAUCACGUAUAUGAUAUAGUAAUUUCAUCCUACUAUUAU